AUGGCAAGUCUCCUUACUCCAGAGUAUUCUGAUGAGCUGCUACAAUUCGUCACUGAAGUGUACACGCAGGAUAUAGCACACUAUUUCCCCAAGUUAAGACUCGAAAAACUGAUAAAUCUGCUGGAACAUGCUGAAUAUCUGUUCGAGUCCUAUCGACAGUCUUUACAAAAUAACCAGAAAGACGAUUUACUCACUGCGUAUGUUGUGGGCUGCUUUUACAUUUACUUGAUCAUACCGCGGUCAAUUCAGUUCAAUUCCCGGGACAAAUCGUAUGCCAUAUAUGCGGAUCUAAAAAAGUACUAUCAGGACGAGACUCAUAUGACAAAUGUUUUAUUGAUGGUCACAAGUGUGAUAGACACGAUGAGCAAAGAUGAGCACGAGAUUGAUCGAAUAGAUCGUAAAAGGGCCUACUCAGUCCCCCGCAUAACUACCACCGAGAGAUUGCGGCAAAUCGCACUUAAUGAAGAACAAUCGAUUUCUCCGAACAAUCCAGAACCUGAAAAUGACUCCACAAUGUGGACAGCACCGGAUCUUGAACCAAAUGAUCAUCUGAAAGUAAACCUGGGUUCUCUGAGCUCAUCUGCGUCCCUCAUGGCAGAUCAAAUUUUCAGUAAAGCGCUGUCUUCUUCGUCAGACGAGUAUGACCCUCUUGUCGCGGCUACCAGCUCAGAAUUGAGAAAUCGAAGGGGAUCCGCUCCAUCUAAAUCGACUUUGAAGCUAGAAGUGGAAAAGAACUUUGGCGAAGGAAUUCAUUCCCAGGGCGUCGAUCGCUACAAGACACAUAGAAAGGACUCAUACCAUUCAGUGCACAUGGGUGGUGAUGAUUACGACAGUUUUUCGUUCAACCUUGCGAGAUUGCAAAAACAAGCUGUUAUAAGUUGUGACCAACUAUUUGACAUUCUUUCAAGUAGCGAGAAAAAUGACCUUCUCUUGGUGGAUUUGAGACUCGCGAGGAGAUUUCAGUCUAAUCAUAUUAUUGCUCCGAGCUUAGUGAAUAUAGAUCCGAAGGAUUUAUGGAAUAAGAACGCUGACACUACAAUAGACAACAGCACCCAAAUUCAACCUCUUGCGGGCAAAACAUUUUUCCAGAGAAGGUCUGAAUACAAGCGCAUCAUAUACUACACCGAUAUGAAAACCUUUAUGCGCCUAAAUUUCGACUACCAAUUGGUGUUUUUCCAGCUAAUCUACAACUCAGGCAAGACACUACAAUGUGUACCUCAAGUCUUACUAGGUGGCUACGAGCAGUGGAAACGUUUUGUAACGAAGAUAUCCCAAACUCGUCCAAUUCGUAAAGAAGACUUUCUACUCAAUUUUGUCAAAAGCGAGGCUCUUCAAACGAGCGAGAAGACGCAUGGGACUCCGCCUCCACAAUUUGCUCCCCCAUCGGUACCUCCACCACCUAUACCGAUGGAGGUUGAUACAGGUGGGCUGCGCGAGUCUUACGACCGCCCACCGUUUCCGCUUCCACCUAAAGAACCUCUUCAUCGGGAACCAUAUAUGGGAAGACCGCACACAGAGUUCCAAAAGCCGAAAAACUUGGCACUCGUUCCUCAGCAUCAGCACCAGCAUCAGCAUCAGCAUCAUCAUCAUCAGCAUCAUCACCAGAACGUCGCCCAUGACCCCUCCUCUUUUAUUCCAACGAUUGAAGAAAGCACAAAUGAAUAUGUCGCCCUAUCAAUCACCGGGCUUCGAAACUCGGGUAAUACUUGUUACAUCAACAGCAUGCUCCAAUGCCUUUUUGCGACUAAGCCUUUUAGAGAUCUAUUCUUAUCCAGUGGUUACGAGAAAUAUUUCUCUUCCAAGUAUCGGAAUCCAAAUCAACUGUCAAAAUAUUUCCACCUUCUUUUCAAGAAGAUGUAUUUAAAUGGUGGUUGUUCCGUUGUUCCCUCUGGAUUCCUAAAGGCUUGCAAUGCACUUCGCCCGGAUCUGAAAAUUCCACACGAUCAACAAGAUACGCAGGAGUUUCUGUUGUUUUUAUUGAGUCAGCUUCACGACGAAUUGUCUGAAUCCAACUACGUUGCGAUUGACUAUCCUGAACUUGUGCUCCAUGAUGACAAUAAAUUACAAGUAGACGGGAAUGAAUACGACAGCUGGUAUGAUAAACAUCUCUCGGCAAAUGGUAUUUCUCCCAUCGAUAGUAUCUUUCAAGGCCAAAUUGAAAACGGGUUGUUAUGUCAACGCUGCGGCCACACCUCGUAUAACUAUUCGGUUUUCUACGUUUUGUCAUUACCCAUCCCUGGAAAGUCAUCGACUUUCGGCCAAAAGAAGAAAAUCAGACUGGAGGACUGCAUCAAUCUUUACACAAGCGAUGAGCAGUUAACAAACGAAAAUGCAUGGGACUGUCCGAAUUGCGGAAGCUCUGUUUCUGGUCAAGGUCCUGACGAUGACAGGAGAAAAAAGAAGUUUUUGCUAUCUCCAGAUGGCCGUGGCAGUAGCCGAAGCAACUUUUUCAAGUUGCGCACUAAGUCAAGAAGCAGAUCGAUGUCUCCGUUUGGAAAACAGAGCACGAAAACAGCGUCCAACCCAAAGGAGUGGAAGCAGAAGAAGCUUACGUCGAUAAAAACGCUCAACUUCAUUUCUCUACCCUUCGUUCUUACAAUCCAUUUGUCAAGGUUUUAUUAUGAUCUUACGAAAAAGAAUGACAAAGUUAUCACCUAUCCGCUGAGGCUAGGUAUUGUAUUAAAAAAUGGUGAAGUGGUCAAUUACAGACUUUAUGCCAUUGCUAAUCAUUUCGGUAAUCUGAUUAGUGGACAUUACACAUCACUGGUCAACAAGGACCUGACACAUGAGCUGAACAAUGGUAAUCAAAAAUGGUAUUAUUUUGACGACGAAGUUGUGAAAAGAGACACAAACCAUGGAGAUAUCGAUGCAGGCAUUACAAGUGUCUCCAGUGGCGAUGUCUACGUUUUGUUUUACGAGAGAAUAAAGGAAUGA
Molecule: messenger RNA, 2934 nt
Organism: Lachancea lanzarotensis
Lineage: Eukaryota; Fungi; Ascomycota; Saccharomycetes; Saccharomycetales; Saccharomycetaceae
Gene: UBP7
Product: LALA0S01e18646g1_1
Exons: 1
Coding region: 1-2934 (977 amino acids)
Biological process (GO): protein deubiquitination
Molecular function (GO): cysteine-type deubiquitinase activity
Source: RefSeq, a predicted model, not a curated record